CUUGCUGUCUUCUUCUCCUGCUGUCAUCCCUUUCUCAUUCAUUCAUCCAUCUUCUCCCUCGUAGACCUUUCUCUGCUCAUCCGUGUUGACCAAUUGACUGUGACUCACCGGCGGCCCGAAAGGACAGCUCGCCAUGACCACCCGCUAUCGCGUUGAAUAUGCUCUCAAGUCUCACCGUCGAGACCAACUGAUUGAAUGGAUUAAAGGCCUUCUGGCUGUUCCAUUCGUGCUGCACUCGCAGCCCACUGCCGUCUACCAGGAACACAGCGAGAACCUGAUCGCUGUGGCGGCCGACACCCACCAACGCUAUGCUGAGAUCUUCCGCGAUGUCGAGAUGCUCAUUCGCGACCACAUUUCCCACGAGCAAAAGGCCGCCCCCGGCAACUCCAAGCUGAAGCUGCUAGUCCCCAGCGUCGGCACAUUCUUCACUCCCCUGUUUCUCGUGGAUGCCUUUCGGUACCAGGACCGUCAGCGUUUCAUCAGUCGACGCCGCUUCGUGGCCCCCUCGUUCAACGACGUCCGGUUGAUCCUCAACUCGGCUCAGCUGCUCGGUCUGGCCCGUUCCACCGGCGUCGACCUGGUCACCUUUGACGGUGACGUCACUUUGUACGACGACGGGGCCUGUCUCACCCCCGACAAUCCGGUCAUCUCCCGCAUGAUUCGUCUGCUGCUGCAGGGCCGCAAGAUUGGCAUUGUGACGGCAGCCGGCUACACGGAGGCCGAGAGGUACUACGAGCGUCUCAAGGGGCUGCUGGACGCGAUGCACGAGUCGGUCGCGUUGACAGAUGAGCAGCGGGCAGGCCUGGUGGUGAUGGGCGGUGAGAGCAACUUUCUGUUCCGGUACGACGGCGCGUCGCCGCACCGGCUGACGUAUGUGCCGCGCGAGGAGUGGAUGUUGGAGGAGAUGUCAACCUGGGCGGACGGAGACAUCACGGAGCUGCUGGACAUUGCCGAGUCAUCGCUGCGGGCGUGUGCGACCAAUCUGAAUCUGCCAGUGGCGGUGCUGCGCAAGGACCGGGCGGUGGGCGUGUAUCCGCUGGAGCGCAGCAAGAUCAGCCGCGAGCAACUGGAGGAGACGGUGCUGGUGGUGCAGAACACGGUUGAGCGGUCGGCCGUGGGAGCACGGUUGCCAUUCUGUGCUUUUAACGGGGGCAACGAUGUGUUUGUGGAUAUUGGAGACAAGGCAUGGGGUGUGCGUGCGUGUCAGCGCUACUUUGGGGGGAUUGAACGGGAGCGCACGCUGCAUGUGGGCGACCAGUUUUUGUCUGCUGGAGCGAAUGAUUUCAAGGCACGGCUGGCCUCGACGACGGCGUGGAUCGCCAGCCCAGCAGAGACAGUGCAGCUGCUGGACGAGCUGCAGGGUUUGUAAUGUGUGCUGUAGUUAUCUG
Molecule: messenger RNA, 1388 nt
Organism: Aspergillus sclerotioniger CBS 115572
Lineage: Eukaryota; Fungi; Ascomycota; Eurotiomycetes; Eurotiales; Aspergillaceae
Gene: isn1
Product: IMP 5'-nucleotidase ISN1
Exons: 8
Coding region: 134-1369 (411 amino acids)
Biological process (GO): nucleotide metabolic process; inosine salvage; nicotinic acid riboside biosynthetic process
Molecular function (GO): magnesium ion binding
Source: RefSeq, a predicted model, not a curated record